CUUUCCCUUUCUCUUUCCCUUCCCCUUCUACCUUCCUUCACUCAUUGCGACCUUCCCCCGUCUACGACACCGGAUCUACAUCAGAUGCUCCGUUCGCAGUCGUCCUAAGGAUUGUCGCACGCGCACGAGCACCUCUUCGACCUCUAUAGACAUCGACAUCGACGAGCCCGCGUCAAGCGACGACAAUAACGAGCCACCAUGUCCAACGAAUACAAUUACGACAACGAUGCCCAAUUCUUCCCUUUCUUCGUGCUCACCGUCACCUCGCUCAUCACCGUCCCCCUCACAUACUCUCUCCUCCGCUCGCCGAGAGACGUUUCGACCCUCCAAAAUGCCGGCCACAUUGAGUCGGACUACAAGCCGGUCCAUGCCGACAUCAUCACUGCGCAGCGUGCCAAGCAGAAGCGGAAAGAGGUGCGCAUGAAGCGUAUCAUCACUGCAAUCAGCGGGUGGGUGGUCAUGGCCUACAUGGUCUACUUGGUCAUGACGACCACGCGAGAGGCGGCUACCAUCUGGAAUCCCUUCGACAUCCUUGAUGUGCCCAUGUCAGCCACGGAGAAGGUCAUCAACUCUCGCUAUCGAAGGCUCUCCAUUACUAUGCAUCCCGACAAGCGUCACGCGAAUCCCGCCCUGAACCUGACGACCGAAAUCAUUAACGAUGAAUGGGUGGAGAUCACAAAAGCCUACAAAGCCCUCACCGACGAGGAGAUUCGCAAUAACUGGGAGCAAUAUGGGAACCCCGACGGCAAGCAGAGCACGAGUUUUGGCAUAGCCCUUCCGAAGUUACUCGUGGCUGAGGGAAGUGGCAAGUACGUGCUUGCCUUUUAUGGCCUCCUGCUCGGUAUUGGCCUCCCGUGGCUGGUGGGCAGAUGGUGGUACGGAAUGCAAAAGGUGACUCGUGAGAAGAUAUUGGUGACCAGUGCGGGCAACAUGUUUAAGGAAUACAGGGAUCGCAUGGAUGCAGGCGAUGUCCUCGCUGCCGUGAGCACUGCCUCGGAGUUUGACGACAUCUUGAGCGGCACCAAGGCGGAUGCCGGAUUGGGCAAGGUCGAGAGCAAGCUCGCCUCAACAGAAGCCAGCGACGCCAUCAUGCUGCCAAAGGACAAGACCAAGCUGAAGGAGGUGGAAGAGCCCGUGCGCCGCAAGACCCUUGCGCUGCUAUGGGCCUAUUUGACACGCCUGGAUCUUGACGAUGCCACGCUGGAGGCGGAAAAGUACGAGCUUGCACCAACCGCGGAGAGACUCAACCAGGCUUUCGUGUCCAUGUGCCUAGCAUAUGGCCUCACUGCUCCCGUGCUUGCAUCAUUUCACCUCAGCCAGAGUCUCGUCCAAGCCAUCCCCCCCAGUUCUGCCGGUAAGGCACCUCUACUGCAGCUUCCACACUUCACACCAUCCGCAAUUCGGGAUAUUGAGACUGCAGCCAACGAUAAGAAGGAGCACAUGACCAUCCAAUCUUUCAUGGCUCUGCCAGCCGAACAACGUCAGGCACUCGCACAAGCCGCCGGAAUCACGAAUGACCGCCUCAAGGUUGCGGAGGAUGUCUCGAGAAAGCUGCCAUACUUGAAGGUCGAGACAGCUUUCUUCAAGGUUGCUGGCGAGAAGUACAUCAUCCCUUCUUCGCUCGUGCAACUCGUCAUCAAGGCUCGUUUCAUCCCUCCCGGAACGCCCGCUUCCAGCAUUCCCAAGGUCAACCCAGACGACUUACUCGAUGUCGAUGCUGCAGAAGGUGACAUUCAGGCUGCGAAGAAGGAACCGGAACAACAUAACAUUCCCCUCGCCUAUGCACCAUAUUUGGCUCGUGAUCGCGCACCCAAGUGGCAUGUAUUUCUCGCCGAUAAUCGACAGGGCAAGAUCGCCGUGCCUCCUUUCAGCUUUCAAACCUUUGACAAGAAACCGUUUGACGAUGCCGGAAAGCCAACAUUCAACGUUGUGACCCUGAAGAUGCAAUUCGGAGCACCACCACAGGCGGGCGAGUACAAGUUUCAGAUGCACAUGAUUUGCGACAGCUAUGUUGGUUUUGACCACAAGCAAGAACUCAUCAUGAACAUUGACGACGCGAGUCGAGCUGAAGAGGUGGACGAUGACGAUGACAUUUCAGAGCCGGACGAGGACACCAUUGCCGGUCAACUGGCAGCACUCAAAGGUGAUGCGACUGCCCAAGAUGCUCCCAGGAAAGCAAAGAAGAUUAAGCCUACCGAAGAAGACAGCGACUAUGAAUCAGGCACAGACGACGAGGAGGGUGCUUCAUCUGGCUCCGAAACUGAUACAGACACGGAUUCCGAAGCAGAAGACGACAAUCCCAAGGGCAAGUCAUGGUGGUAGUAGCAUUGUGAUCACGAAAUUCAGACAAUACCUAGUGUUAGUGCGGUGGUUACGAAACGGGAGACAACUAUGUGGGGUCAUGGAGCAUAGCGUGGCGUUCCGGGGUCUUUGUUCACACUCAUCGAGCCCUCGCGUUCGUUCAACGUAGUCUGAUUAGAAUUAUGAGACGCAUGUCAUAAUCUUCACGAGAUUCAUCUCCCGCGCUUGUGGUGGGAGGUUCUUGGUGGCGUUUUUGCGAAUGGCGGAGGGAUCAUGAACGGGAAGGCGUCUGAUAAGGGCUCGCAGCCAGCCGCUUGGUAAAGAGAGAGAAUGCGAGAGCAGUCACACAAGCAAUGACCAUUCAUUAACAGUUUGAUUAAAAAGCUGUCGAGAUUCCAGAUUCUUCAAAGCACCAACGACGACGACGACGACGGCUACGACAUGAGAGAGUGACCGACUGACUUACGCCCCGCCGGUUCCAGCCAUCGGCUUGCCUUCCAAGUUCUUCGCACCAAAGAAAGGAAGUCAUCAUUCUUUCUCAAGGUCUCUCGGCGCGUCAAACUGUCCGAGACUUGCUCCUCGGAGGAUACUGGCUUGUAUAGAAUAGGUCGGUGUCUUAUCUUAGACUAGGUAAUAUCAUAACAUCGUAGUCUAUCUUCGU
Messenger RNA from Sphaerulina musiva SO2202, 2962 nucleotides. RefSeq lists its product as uncharacterized. The record is from RefSeq and is a predicted model, not a curated record. Gene Ontology annotation, biological process: SRP-dependent cotranslational protein targeting to membrane; post-translational protein targeting to endoplasmic reticulum membrane. Gene Ontology annotation, cellular component: Sec62/Sec63 complex. NCBI's taxonomy places the organism in Eukaryota, Fungi, Ascomycota, Dothideomycetes, Mycosphaerellales, Mycosphaerellaceae. The transcript is spliced from 2 exons. Gene Ontology annotation, molecular function: transmembrane protein transporter activity; RNA binding. The coding region runs from base 199 to 2322 and encodes 707 amino acids.